GCGGGGGAGGAGUGGAGAGAGUGAGAGGCGCCCCGCCCAGUCAGGAAGGUUGCGCGUGCUCUGUGCGACCGCCAAGAUGGUGGUGGGCGCGUUCCCGAUGGCGAAGCUGAUCUAUCUGGGCAUCCGGCAGGUCAGCAAGCCGCUCGCCAAUCGCAUUAAGGAAGCCGCCCGCCGAAGCGAGUUCUUCAAGAACUACAUCUGCCUUCCGCCGGCCCAGCUGUACCACUGGGUGGAGAUGCGGACCAAGAUGCGCAUCAUGGGCUUCCGGGGCGCAGCCGUCAAGCCGUUGAAUGAGGAGGCGGCCGCCGAGCUGGGUGCCGAGCUGCUGGGCGAGGCCACCAUCUUCAUUGUGGGCGGCGGCUGCCUGGUGCUGGAGUAUUGGCGCCACCAGAUGCAACAGCGCAACAAAGAGGAGGAGCAGCGCGCCGCCUGGAACGCGCUGCAGGACGAGGUGGGCCGCCUGGCGCUCACCCUCGAGGCGCUGCAGGCGCAAAUGCAGGCGGUGCCAUCGCAGAGCGCCGUGGAGGAGUUGCGGGCCCAGCUGCAGGAGGUGCACCCCCAGGUCUGCUCCCCGGACAGACCUCCCUCGACGCAGAAAGCGCCUGGUACCCGGGCAGCACCUGCAACCCAAGCAGCAACCACGUGCGAGAAAUAGGAGACAGUUGGAACCUAGACUUGGACUUGUGCCGGGCGCUCCACGUGGCCUUCUCCCCCAUACCACCCCUGCCUGCACUGGCCCAGCGGAAACCACCAGGAUCUUGGACUGAGGCUGAUUCAACUUGGCAUUCGGCCACCCCCCUAGUGACCAGACCAGUGGUAUCUUCCCCUGGGACCAGCCCCCAACAUCUGGCUGAGUGGUACCGUCCACAGUGCACCUCCCCCCAUCCACCCUAAACCACCAGACCUACAAGGUCCCAGCCCCCAGGACGUUGCGCUCCCUCUUCUGGCGAAAGAAAAAUGGAACCCAGGAGUAGGAGUAGAGCCUAAUCAACCAGUCAUUAAGUUAGCACACCCCCGUUUACAUGAUCAGCGUUACCUAUUUCUAGGUCGUUCUCAUUACCGCAGAACGCCCCUUCCUUUGGUCCACUGGUACAGGCCAUUGUAAGAAAAUGCACUGUCUUUCAAUUACCUUCUCUCACCUCAUCUUCUAAGGUGGGCUCCAGCUGGGCAGCACCCUCCACCGAGCCAUUAUGUCUUCUCCAUUAACCUGACCCAUGGCACCUUCCACUGGGAUGGUGGAUUGUUCCAACGGGCCUCCUCGUUCUUCAGUCUGGCACAAUCCUCUCGCCCCAUAAGUACCCCUUCUGUGAUCCAUUCUAGCAGGACAUGGCCCUUUGGGGUGGGAAAUUAGAGCCUGAUUAGGCGUCAUCCCUGCAGUGUGUUAAUCUCAGCCCCGCUUACCUGUCCCAAAGCCCCUAGACCUUGUACUGUCUGACUGUCCUUUCCCACCUUCCUCCCACGCCAUCCUCUUCAGUGGCCUUUCUCAGGGGCCUGCCAGCCCCCUCCCCGACAGCGUGAAGUAGAUUGUCACAUCCUCCCAUCUUCCAUCCAGGUACAUUGAUCUGUGAGCUCUCUUCCCUGCCUCAGGGCUGGGCUGGUCCCACCGCCCCCUUCAUGCAGUGGUGCCCACCCACCACCACAGCCCCAGAGCCCCACCCCCACCCAGGACACUCUUCCAGUUGUUCUGACCUCUGUGUGAGUGUCCUGGGGCCGCCCUCCCAAAUCACUGCAAACUUGGUGACUUAGAACAAGAGGAAUUUAGUUUCUUACAGUUCUGGAGGCCAGAAGUUCGAGACUGGGCUCACUCUACAGGCUCUAGGGGAGGGUCCUUCCUCGCCUCCGCUACCUUCUGGUGGUGCUAGGCGUCUCUUGGCUCUUGGCUCUUGGCUGCAUAACGCCAAUCUCUGCCUCCGUCUUCAUAUGGCCGUCUCCUCUCCUGUCUCUCACAAACACCUGCCAUUGAAGUUGAACCCGUUGCCCUCAAGUCGAUUGCAACUCAUGGCAAUCCUACAGGACACAGUAGAACUGCCUCAUAGGGUCUCCAAGGCUGUAAUCUUUUGAGAAGCAGACUGCCACGUCUUUCUCCCAUGGAGCCGCUGGUGGUUUCAAACCACUGACAUUUCGGUUAGCAGCUGCGCACUUACCCGCUGUGUCACCAGGGCUCCUUUCGUUGGAGUUAGGCCCACUCUAAAUCCAGGGUGUUCUCCUCUUAAGAUCAUUCACUUAAUCGUACUUGCAAAGACCCGUUUUCCGAAUAGGCUCACAUUCACAGGUUCUGGGGCUUAGGACGGGGACCUGUCUUUUUGGGGGCCACUGUUCAAACCACUACACCUCCCACCCAAGAGUACUCCAGGACCCCAGGAAGGGAAAAGUAUCCCCGCCAACCCUGUGGGGCAUUGGGGUUUUCUCACAUGGUGAGAGGAACAGUCUACUUCCGAGAUCCACUUCCCUCCCACUUGGGAUCUCUUCCAGGAUUGGGGGAGGCGUGGGAGCUCCCCUAGUCUGAACUCUGUUUGCAGUUAAGCAAAUGUGUCCUAAUGAAAGGAGCCCAGGGGUGAGAAGUCAUCUUAAGGGCAUGUCUGAGAACACAUCCUUCUGCAGGCUUCCAAAAUGGGUACGAGGCUCCUUAAAAUUAGGGGAGAAGCUGGGAGGAUUAUGAUGGGAGUAGGGGCAGAGCCAUCCUAUGAGCCCUUUCCCAGAUGGGGAAACCGAGGCCCAGUGAAAGCAAGGAGACUUGCCCAAUGCCCCACAGAUGAAGGACUGCCCCUGGCACCUUCCUCCAGGGCAGGGCAGCGGUAGGAGCAGAGUGUGAGGCUCAAGGGAGAGAGGCUGACAGGAGGGCCGGGUUAUCCUGGGUGCGGGUGCCUGAGGGUGCUGUUUCAGGCAAGAAGGAAGAAGAUUAGAGGAAGGCAGGUUGCUAGGGGGAGGGUUCUCUACACUGGCCCAGGGCAUCCCAGCGGAAGUGGUGAGAAUGGGGGCUCCUCACUCCCCUACCAGAGGACCCCAUCAUACCAGAGAUCUUACCAGUUGGCAUCGAGUUGAUUUCGACUCACAGCAGCUGUAUAUAACUGCCCCAGAGGGUUACCAAGGCUGUCAUCUUUACAGAAGUAGACUGCCACAUCUUUCUCCGGUGCCAGAGAUGUUGGCACUUAGUAAACCAGAUUCCUGAGAAGCUCCAGGUGAAGAUGGGUGGGGCGGGGCUGUCCCCCAUUUCCUUUCCCCUUCACCUUACUUCUUGGGGUUGGCGGGUUAAAAAUGACCUGGGGCAGAAGACCUACCCAAAUAGAAAACCUAAGAAUGGGGGUUCUGAAACAGAAUCUUAAUUGCUUCUAGAAGAGGGAGGGAAGCUUGUGUGGAGGAGCUGAGGUAUAAAUGUCCCCCAAGACUGGGAGUGACCUGAGUGGGUGAAAUGAUGAGGGGAGGAAGGAAAGAAAUGCCACUGCAUGAAGUGGGGGGAGGGAUGGAGCCAGGGGAGCAGGCUCAGUGCCUGGUGUCCAUGGUUACCCCUGGGGGGCCCAUUCUGACACCAACUCAUUUUUCUGGAGCCUGGGGAGCUGGAAGUGAGGGGCUAUGAUCCCUCGCCCCCCAUCAUGUCAACAAAUAGCAGUCGUAGUCUUAAACAGCUAAAACUGAUUGCCUCUGGCUAGGUGCCAGGCACUGUUCUAAAGUGCUUUACAGAAUCCCCACGUGGUUUUCUCCAUUUCAUUAAUGAGGAAACUGAGGCACAGAGACGGAAAGUCACUUGCCCCAGGUUGCACAGGCAGGUUCACUGCAGAAGUGGGAUGUGGGGGCGGGCAGUCUGGGCCAGAGCCCCGAAGCUCCUUCUCACUGUGCCAUGGCGGGGGCCGGUGGGGGGACCUGUUCUUACAUCUGUCACUUAAAACUCAGCCCCGCUAUGUCUUCAUACUUGGCCAGCCCUUGUGGGAUCCAGAGUCACAGCUCCACCCACAGGGGCAGGGGUGUGGGUGGAGGGGGGCGUUAAAGUGGAAAGAACCUCCUAAGGACGCUUGUAGCCGCGGCACAGGGUGGCUCAUCGUUCUCUGUCCUACUGGCUAAGUGUUUGUGUACACUUGUGAUAUUUGGGGAGGGGGCUACAAUAAAUUUGUAGAAAUGAA
This is a messenger RNA of Loxodonta africana (African savanna elephant), 4115 nucleotides long. RefSeq names its product OPA3, outer mitochondrial membrane lipid metabolism regulator. Bases 77 to 655 code for a protein of 192 amino acids. The transcript has 2 exons. The record is from RefSeq and is a predicted model, not a curated record. NCBI's taxonomy places the organism in Eukaryota, Metazoa, Chordata, Mammalia, Proboscidea, Elephantidae. Gene Ontology annotation, cellular component: mitochondrion. Gene Ontology annotation, biological process: regulation of lipid metabolic process.